CACUGUGUGAGGGCCCGCCGGGACCUGCACGCGCGGCACCGGCAUGGCACAUACCACCACCCGCGCGCCCACACCACCCACCGCCCGAUAGUCCAAGGGUCCAGCGCUUGUCCGCGCCAGUAUGCGGCGACACUGAAGGGCUCCUUCCGCGCUGACCUGGCUGGAAGGAGCUGUGACCUGACCUGACCUGCAACCAAAGAGUUAGAAAGUGAGAUUAUGCUUAUUAGCUUCUGAAAGUGCCUUUGCUGCUGAAUAUAACAACACGUGUGACAGUGAUAUGACUGGUAGAGAACAUUAGGUUAAUCGUUUCCUCGAGAGCGCCAUGUGAGCUCGUCAUGGGGCCGAUUCGUGCCUUCGUGCGCCCCCCUCACGGAACCGCCCCGGGGGAGUCGGUCACCACAGCCAGCCUCUUCAGCCCCUCGCACCACCAGGGCUUCUCCGCGCGCCACCGCCCCUUCGCCGCCCACGCCACGUCCCCUGCCCUCGGCUUGCACCACCACCAUCACCACCACCACCUCCCGUGUGCCGCCCAUGUCAGCCCGUCUUCCCUUGGCGCCCAUGACCAGCUCUUCAACCCCCACGCCUGUACCUCUCCCGAGCCCCCGCGCGUGGGUCUAGGAUCUUCGCUUGGGUCCUCCGAGACGCCGCCGCCCCCUCCUCCUGCGCGGCCGUGCAGCCCUCACCGACACUUUAAGAAGAUCCUGCCCCCAGGAGCGGCUGCGGCGCUACAGCUCCCGCAGCACCCCCGCUUUUCGCUGGUGCGUUCCGACACUGCGUCGGGAGGACCCGUCGGCACGGGGGACGCUGGGGUGAACAGCUGCGGCGACGCCUUCGAGAGUAAGCAGCAGCAGCGGAAGCAGCAGCAGGAUGACAAGGCCAAGGAGAGGAAGUGCGCCUUUAGGUUCGAGGAGAGUUACAAGGAAUGCAAAUGGAAAAUCUGUGACGAAUGGAGGAGGGAAGACAAGGAUGAGAGUGACUGGAAAAAAGACAUUGCAGGGGGCAAGUGGAAGAGAGAUUUCGAUAAACACAAGUGGAAUAAAGCGUAUAGUGAAGUUAAAUGGAAGAAGGAAAAUAGUUACAAGUGGAAAAAGGAGAGACGUGACGUUGGGUGGAAAAAGGAUAAAGAUGAAUUUAAGUGGAAGGGAGAGAGGGCUACGCUGGCCACGUGCGUCACGCCAGAAGCCAAGUCCGACAUCACGUCGCCCUCCCAGGUGGCGCUCGAAUUCCCCUUCUCAGACGAGGAAGACGAAGGCGACGAAGAGGGCGGCAGCGGAGGCAGGCGCGCCGACGGCAGCAGGCACGAGGCGUGGCCCAUCUCGGACAUCGUGGAAACGGAGGACGAGGAAGGGGAAGUCGUCGCACGGAACAGCGAAGUGUAUAAUCAGGGAGCGUGGGAGAAAGAGGGAGAGAAGGCAGGCUCGAGAACAGGCAAGGAGAGCGAAGGAGAAGCCGUGGCCGGGCUGAGUAAUGCUAGUCCAGAGAAUCACAAUCUAGUCAUCCGCGCUGUAGUCGCCCCAGAACACGCUCACACCAGAGUACCUGAACACACGGCCAGCGCUAGCAGAGCUUCCCAUGCAAGUGAAAAUCCGUUUUGCAAGCGCCCGGGUUUGUUGCAAGAAGAAGAUGAGUGCUCGAGGAUGCGCGAGAGCCAAGAGACCUCGGGCAUCGACAGGAGCGACGGAGAAGAGGAUCUCGACGCCGACAGGAAGGAUGACGAGGGGGACGUCCCGCGGGACGGCGUGAGGGCGACGCAGCGCCUUCGUCCUCGCAGCUACAGGCAAUUCCUCCUGACGAGAGAGCGAAGGAGUCGCGAGUUCCUGAAGGCGCGCAGUUACCACCUUGGAAGAUGGUUCGUCACCCACUUCACUCACCCGUAUCCGUCGAAGGAACAGAAGGACCAGCUGGCGAGCCGGACCAACAUGACGAGGAACCAGGUGAGCGAGUGGUUUGGCAACAUGAGGCGCAGGAUCCGAGAGGCGACCCGAGGCCUGGGCGUGUGCUGGGAGGAGAAGGUCCGUGUCUACAACUCAGUCAUCACGGGCAAGUCGGAGCCGCUGCCCAUCGAGUCGGGGGACGCCAUCAACACCUGGGUCCCGCCCAUCGCUCAAGAACCCUCAUCCUUGGACACGAGUGAGGAAGUGUCCGUGACGCCCAAGUUCAAGACGACGCUGCUCCACCGCUACCUCAGCAACUCCUUCGAAUCCCCGGGAAGACGCGAGGAAGAAGGAAGCGUCGUCAGGCCAGCCACCGCCUCCAGCCCGCCCUUAGGAGAGGAAUCCAGGGCCGCCCACGAUCCUUACGCCUCGCCCGUGACGCUCAAACCCUCCGUGCUGCCGCUGUGCACGUCAAGCCCCAAGGACAACAUCCAGGCUCGGUGGAACACGUCCUUCGAGCACGUUAAGGAUACCACGGUGCUGGUGCCCAGGAAGGUCUCCCAGGGCAAGGCCGAGCACAGGAUGAAGUGCGGGAGGACUCCGCUGCUGAUGGAUGGCAAGAUGGAGCCCUUGAAGAGAUCCUUCAGUGACUCUUUGAACGAGGAGGACUUCCACUCGCCGGGCGCCAAGAGACAGAGGUCGACAGAGCCCUCUGUCGAAUGGCUUCACCAAGCUUCGACGUCUCAAGAACCCGCUUCUGUCGUCCUGUAUCGUCGUCGAUCGGAGGCGUGGGCCGGCGCAGGGGCUCCGGCCAGCAGCAACAGCAGCCUCCACCUGUCUGCCUGGAACGCCCACACGAUAUGUGGCGACAGCAGGUCCUCUGAUGAUGAUGGUAGCGACGAGCAGUGCUUCCGACAGCCUGAGGAGCUGGCGGCUGCCUAUACACUCAUGCAAUUGCAACAUAUGUAACGCACGUGAGGCAGUCGUGUAGCGCGUGGCACAUAUGGCCAGCUGCAGCACGUGUGGUGCAUUUGGCGAGAAAUGCGUGCAACAUAUGGGCAGCUACCAGCGUCAAGCACAUGAGCUGGACGAAGGGGCUCAUCAGCUGCAGCUUACUUCAAGAGCCUUGUUAUGCCGUCGGUUAGAAGAGCUUGUUCGUUAACCGUCUCAUUCCGCUUGUUCUGGUCAAGUCGCUGUGUUCUCUCAGCUUAUUGCCCCCGCCCCCCUUCCCCCUAAGAAAUGAGAAGAGAAAGCAGGAAAAGAAAAAGGAAAGUUCUCACCUUCCUCGAUCUGGAGAGGACAUUUCCUGCUUGGUCUUUCGGAGAGCAGCUGUGUCUUCCUCGAUGUGUUUUCUCGUCUAAAGUGCCUUUUUUCGCGAAGGGGCCGAGGGGGUGCGGGGGGGUAAAUUUGGAAACUGUUUCUCUUCUCUUCCUCAGCUCCUCUUUGGACUCCUUCAGAUUUCUAGAUAGAAAGAAAGGAAAAAAAUAAGCCGUGUGUGAAUUGUGCCGUCCUUAUACUUCCUCUUUGUGAUACUUUAAAUCCCACGAAGAUUUCUUUUCUAAUGCUCAUAUUAUAUAAUGCAUCUUUGGUGUACUUGAAUGUGGAUAUUUAAAAAAAAAAGGACUGUUUGAAUGUACAUUCGAGUUCCAUAUACAAACUUUCUUCUAGGAGUUGUUUGUCUAAUAUGUAACUCUGUCUGGUGAGUGAAAGAAUUUAGAUGAUAAAAUGCCGGGAGAAGAGGUAAUUUUCCCCACAGUACAACUCCUGUGUACAAAUAAGAAAUGCCUGAACAAUAGACGCUAUUUUUUGCGAAAAGAAACUUCGGGACAUAACAGUGCCUAGUUCUUACAUGAUGUGAAAAUAUUUAGUAUCUUCGAAGUGAUUUCUUUUCUUCCUCAUCACCUAGUCGGACGUGAACGUAGCUCUUACAUCCAGUGCACUUGUAGAAGAACUUUUGCGAAGUGUGCCCCUCACAUCUCUUCGUGCAAGUAGUGAUUUAAGAGAAUGAUCUAAGCAAGCACCAAACCAGCCGUGACACACCAAGGAAAUUGAAUGGAAGAACAUCUGAUGGUUUCUCAUUAUCAUUGAUUUUGCCCAGCUCAUAAGCGGGACCAACAGUGAGUAAAAUCGUAACCACACUCCACAUCUCGACUAGGGAAGUAGCUGGGCUAUCUCCAGUCUUUUUUUUUCUUUUACUGUAUUUUUUUUUUCUUUUUCCGUUAUUACAGUCACUUCAAAGCAGGUCUUUGAACGGUUAUAACCAUCAUUAGCAAUAUAGCGUGAUCACGAAGGUAUUUCUGGUUUACGUUUUAGUAAGCUGGUGCGCACAUACGCAGGGGCAGUCGUUUGUGAUUUACAAUAUUUAUUGCGUCUAGUCUUUCAAUAACUGCGUUUCCAUGGAGAACUGUUAUUGGAUGUUCUGACUGACAGUGUAUAGAUGCUUUUACAAUACAACUGAGAAAAUGCAUUCACUUCCAUGGAAAAUGAAAUGACAUGUUGGAGCAUAUUAUGCUCCUUCAGCAGUGGCUGCUUGUAUUAUUUUUGCAGUGCCUUCAAGAUGCCACGAAGUGUACAGGAAUUUGUGUGUAGACUCCCGAUUGUGACGCCUAGUCAGAUGGUAAAAUGGUCACCCUCUCCAGGGAUGUGAUCAAGCAACGUCUUUUCGAAAAGAACGCUUGCUGACUGUUACAGAAUCAAGCUAGUCAAAACAGUUCUCUGUCGAAACAGAUUGUAAAUAUUUACCUUUUUCUCUGCCUUAGUUCUGUAUACCCUUAUGGUUCUGCACAUCUUUUCCUAUAUGAAGCAAACCCUGAAAUAUAUACUAGUCAACAAGAAAAAACAAAAAACAAACCGGAACAGUCACUCAACAAGAUCUAGUCAAAAGGGGACAGGUAGCCAUUUCUGAAUACUGCGCCGCGACCUCCAACCUGCCUCCCAAGCCAACUGAGAGAGAUCCAUUCGCAGGAUAGCAGGAUUAUGUCCGUCUUGCAUGGUCCUCCUUCCAAGUCUAUCCUUGUAAGAUAAUCCUUGUAAGGUCAUCCUUCAAGGGCUAUCCUUCUAAGACCCUCCUCCUAAAGCCAUUCUUCUAGGGUCAUCCUUCGAAAGGAAGGAUUUCGAGAGAAUGAAGAGGAACUUUUGACUUUUAGACACUGUCGUCUCUGUUCAAUGGGAGUUCCUCAUUUCUCUUCCCUGAUAACCAUUGUCAUUUUUAUUUCUUUCUGAAAUGACAUCAGCAUAUAGUUCAUCUCACAAUUGUUUUAUCAGUUUUAGGAUGAUUGAACGAUAUUUAUAACUAAUGGAAGCAUUAUUGAUGUGGCUCUCUCAUGAGCUGUCAACAUGCUUGUCUCCAAGAGAUUGAAACUAACAACACCAGCGAUUAUUCCUAAUUAUGUCUGCGUGUCAUUAACUACCGUCAUUAUUAGUCUACCAACUAAUAGCCACUAGAUAUAACAACCAAUUACCGAAACUACGCCUAACUCUGACUUAAAACCAACUCAUACAGCCGACAAUCACAUCUUGAUAACUUUAAGAGGCGUCAAUCCUCUCUCAUCAUUAUUGUUCACUUCUUUUCCAUUGAAGUCAACCAGUACAGUAAAGGCAGAAUGAAAGGACUGCAAAUAUGUUAUUAACAAAUCAAACAUUAAGCAAAAGAUCUGUAAAGCUCUCAACAAAAAAGUCAUACUAAAUCAAAAUAUAUUGCAAAGACGUUAAUGAAAUAUUUUCAGUCGUAGAGGUUUCCCUUCAUCCUCAUCGCUGAUUCACCCAUUCGUCCAUAUAUAUUAAGUUAUAUCCAAAUAUCGAUUAGAGAAGCAGGGCACUUAACAGUAAUCUUUAAGAAAUGAAAUCGAGAAGUUAUGAAACAUUUCUCCUUCAAGAGGCAACCUAAUUUAAAUGAACAAAGGAGAAAGCAAAGAUCCCUUUCAGUGGUUCAGUUUAUGAAGAAUAUCAUAUUCAUUAUGGUUAUUAUGGCCUCAGAGAAACUGGAGCUUUACUAUUGACAUAUAUUUUACCUCAGCCGUUCCUUCUUUAUUUGCCUAAAUGGUCACUGGUCUUUGAACAUAUCUGAGAGUUGAUUGAUUUACUGAAAAAUAACAUUUAUGAUGCAUAAGAUGAUUUGCUUCAAACUCUUUUCUUGCACCUUUUAUCACACCUAUCAUCACUGACUUAACUAAUGCUAUUAUAGGGUAACUGUUACUGCUAUUUCUACUGCUGCUGUCACUACCACUUCUAAUACUGCAGUUACUACUUUUACUAAUACUGCUAUUACUGAUAGUACCUUUACCUGCUAUUACUACUCUACUGUUAACACUACUACUGCUACUAUUUUUAUCAAAAUUACUACUACUACUACCACAGCUGCUGCAAUUACUCCUCUUCCUCCUACUAUUACUACUACUACUACUACUACUACUAUUACUACUACUACCACUACUACUACUACUACUAUUUCUACUACUACUAUUACUACUACUACUAUUACUACUACUACUAUUACUACUACUACUAUUACUACUACUACUAUUACUACUACUACUAUUUCUACUACUACUACUAUUACUAUUAAUACUAUUACUAUUACUGCUGCUGCUACUACUACUAUUAAUACUACUAAAAUAACUGCUUAUACUACCGUUUAUUUUUAUCUAAAACGUCUAAAGUAUAUCCUACUUCUUUUGCUUCAUCUGUUUAUUUUAGUUGGCACUGUUACUUCUUGGGCAGCAUUAGACAUUACCUUUUUUUCUACCUUCCUUUACUAUACUUCUGUUGUUUUUAUCGAUACUUUAUAAAUUAUGUCAUUAUAUUUAUCAAAACUGUCAUUACUAUUAUGAAUGUAUUAUUUCAAUUAUUGUUGUGUAAUUGGGAACAUAUGUUUUUUGUCAAUGGAUAUUAUCAUUAUCAUUAUUCACUUAACUUUACUGGAGAGCAUUGAUAAUGCAUAUAAUCGCGCUAGUUAUAGUUUUUUUUAGUCAAUUCACCGUUAACAUUUAUUAGUAUGAACUAUACAUUUCAGCCAUCAACUGUUAUUUUUCCAUGUGAAUAAUUUCCUAUAAACUAUAUUCUUCCCACAUGUUUCUAACUAUUUUCACUAUAAAACUUUCCAACUAUCCCACUACGUGGAACCUUUCAAUAUACUAUCAGUACUAUUAACAACACUAACCAUUUAACAACUAAUAUAUUUCCUUAUAAUGCGACUACCACUAACAAAGUGUAAAAAUUCACAGUGCUUUUUUUCCUGCAUCCUUUCAGUGCUACUAACAACAAUAAUCAACACAGUUUACAUUCUAUAACAUAUUACCACACAUUGGUACCACCACAUCGUUUAACAAUUCACAGAAUCUCCUUCAUAUUGUCAUUACUACUAACAACACUAAUCUUUUAACAUUUCACAAAAUCAUCAUAUGUAUUGUCACAAAUAAACUAAUUACUAAUUAAAGAUUAACAACUAAAACAACUGCAGAAAUCGAAUACUUUACACAGCAGCUAGCAAUGAUACUAACUGAAGCAAGUUCGUCUCAUCGUCGGCUUAAAAUGUAACAAUAAGAUGCAUAAUCUCUAAUGUUUUUUUAACAAUGUAAAACCUUUCAGAGGAGGACAGCUUGGUUAGAGUCAGUGGUUUUGAG
Molecule: messenger RNA, 7495 nt
Organism: Penaeus indicus
Lineage: Eukaryota; Metazoa; Arthropoda; Malacostraca; Decapoda; Penaeidae
Exons: 6
Coding region: 336-2843 (835 amino acids)
Biological process (GO): regulation of transcription by RNA polymerase II
Molecular function (GO): RNA polymerase II cis-regulatory region sequence-specific DNA binding
Source: RefSeq, a predicted model, not a curated record